This is a messenger RNA of Botrytis deweyae, 2172 nucleotides long. RefSeq lists its product as uncharacterized. Bases 1 to 2172 code for a protein of 723 amino acids. The record is from RefSeq and is a predicted model, not a curated record. Gene Ontology annotation, cellular component: membrane; Golgi apparatus. Gene Ontology annotation, biological process: vacuolar transport; protein localization to membrane. Lineage: Eukaryota; Fungi; Ascomycota; Leotiomycetes; Helotiales; Sclerotiniaceae. The transcript is spliced from 3 exons.
AUGGCUACCAAUUCUUCAAUGAGGAUAGGAAGUUGGUUACUAUUCUUUCUAGCAAUUUCAAUAACGGAUGCUUUCUACAUACCAGGUUGGUCGAUUAAGAGUUAUAAAGACAACGAAGCAAUCCCUUUGCUAGUUAAUAAGGUUUACUCCGAUAAUACACAAUUACAAUAUGCCUACUACGAUCUUCCAUUCGUCUGUCCUCCAACCGGUGUUCGUCAUGCCGGAUCUUCUCUGCUCAGCGGCCAAAGUAUAUCAUUGAAUCUCGGCGAAGUCUUACGAGGGGACAGAAUCACACAAUCCGAUAUCGAAUUGGUAAUGGGGAAGGAUCAAGAAUGUAAUUUCCUCUGUUCCAAAACGGUCACCCGAAAAGAUCUUAAGCGCGCAAAAGAAUUGGUUAAAGAUGGCUAUGUUGUGGAAUGGAUUGUGGAUAAUUUACCUGGAGCAACGAGUUUUGUGACAGUGGAUAAAAGUAAGAAAUAUUACGCUGCUGGAUUCAAAUUGGGUUACAAGGAUUUUUCUCAAACUGGCAAAGCGAGAUAUUUCAUCAACAAUCAUCUUACAAUCGUUCUCCGAUAUCGAAAAGCUCCAGGAAAGGAUGGAGAAAAGGGUGGAAAGGUUAUUGUUGGAUUCGAAGUUUAUACCAAGAGUGUUGGAGCUGAUAAGAGAGUGGAAUCGGGAUGUCCUGCGGAUUUGAAUGAUGUCGAUACACCAUUUGAAUUAUAUCUCGCCCCGAAUCAUACCGAUUCUUCAUCAACCCUCGCAUACCCACUUUCAUCAUAUCAUCCACCGGAAAGGGAAAUAGAUUUAGAUGAUGGAGCUACAAUGGAGAUUCCAUACACCUACUCUGUCUAUUUCCGUGAAGAUGAAAAGGUCGAAUGGAGAAAUCGAUGGGAUCUAUACUUCGUUAACCAAGAGGAAGGAUCAAGAAUUCAUUGGUUGGCUAUCGUCAAUUCUUUGAUUAUUUCAGGUCUUCUUAGUGGGAUUGUUGCUAUGAUCUUAGCCAGAACUGUUCGAGGAGAUAUUAAAGCGUACACAAAGGACGUCUCUGGAGAGGAUGGAAAACCAAAACCAAAAAGAAGAUCUAGACCUGGUAGUGGAGCAAGAUCACCUAAAACUGGGGAAAAAACUGGACUCGGUUUAUUGGAUCAGGUUGAUACCGAGAAUGAUGCCGAUGUUUCUUCCGAUGAUGAGCAACUGGAAGAUAUUACUGGGUGGAAAUUACUUCAUGGAGAUGUUUUCCGUCCGCCUCCUUAUGGAUAUCUUCUAGCACCUUUGAUCGGAUCAGGAAUGCAACUCGUCUUCAUGGCCUUUGGAUUACUUUCUCUAAGUAGUCUAGGUAUACUGAAUCCUAGUUUCCGUGGUGGAUUCAUCAGUGUCGGAAUCGGUCUUUUCAUCUUCGCAGGAGUUUUCUCUGGUUAUUUCAGCGCACGUGUUUACAAAACAUUUGGAGGUCUCAAUUGGCGCAAAAAUACCUUGAUCACAGCCAUUCUUUUCCCUGGUCUCCUCUUUUCUCUAGUCUUCAUCCUCAAUUUAUUCGUUUGGGCCCAAGCAUCUAGUACUGCCCUUCCAUUCGGUACCCUCAUCGCUCUUGUAUUCUUAUGGCUUUGCAUCCAACUCCCUCUUGUCUAUGCCGGCUCUUACUACGGCUACACACGUUCCGGUGCAUGGGAAUCCCCAACAAAAACGGCUAUUAUCCCUCGUCAAGUACCAAUUCAACCUUGGUAUAUCCGUUCUACCUCUUCAAUUCUCCUGGCUGGCCUCAUCCCUUUCGCAGUAAUCUUCAUCGAACUUCUUUUCGUCUUUCAAUCACUUUGGCAAGAUAAAAGUGGGUAUUACUAUGUAUUCGGGUUUCUCUCUCUCAUAACUCUUCUUCUCAUGAUCACAAUUGCGGAAGUCACAAUCGUUACCAUUUACAUAAAACUUUGUGCUGAAGAUUACAAUUGGUGGUGGCAUUCUUUCCUCGUAGGAGGUGGAUCAGCAGUUUGGGUUAUGGCAUAUUGUGUGUGGUUUUACAUGAGAAGGUUGCAUAUUGAGGGAUUUGUUAGUGGAAUGUUGUUUUUCAGUUAUUGCGGAGUCGUGGCUGUUACUUAUGGGUUGGCAACGGGAACAGUGGGAUUUUUGACCAGUUUUUGGUUUGUGAGAAGGGUUUAUGGUGCGAUUAAAGCAGAUUAA